UCGUCACGAAAGCGCGUCAUUUCAUGGACCAACAGUACGAUAAGGGUAGCUUCCUGCUUUGUCUGGCCAUCUUUGUGCACAAGGUAACGAUCGUGCUCCACUGGACGCAGAACUAUCUGAAGGCUUUAGCGCUUGCACGCGUCCAGCCCACAGCGGGCGGAGAAGCUGUGAGCAACGGUGCGUCUGCCGUACCUUCUUCUACCCCGAAAGUGCCCGGCGACGCCGAAGACGACAUGCGUGAAAUGGCCCAUGCACUAUCAUUGCCCGCGCCCAUCGAUCUACCGGACAACAAGCAAAAGGAUGAAGAUCUUGCGUGCAUGUCACCUGAAUACUUUCACAUCGAGGAGAACCGGUUACGUACGUUUGGCCGCUGGCCAGUUGCAUUCAUCAGCCCGAACGUGCUCGCCCGCUACGGGUUUUACUACGUCGGCACGGACGAUACGGUCAAGUGUUAUUUUUGUCGGGUAGAGAUUGGACUGUGGGAACCACAGGACGACGUGAUACAGGAGCAUCUGCGCUGGUCACCAUUCUGUCCGCUGUUGAAGAAGCGUCCCACGAAUAACGUACCGCUGAACGCGAACUACCUUGACGCGGUUCCGGAACCGAGCUACGAUACGUGUGGCAUAAGCGUGCGACAUCACUCGUACGCAGAAAACGUCAACGAUCGAGUGCGGGUUGAUCUGGACCGGAUGAGCGGAGAUUCGUGGAGUGGUGCGAGUGACAUUAGUCUGAGUAGUAGCGGUAGUAGCAAUGGUAACAAUGGCGCAGAUGUUGAACCAAUGUCCGGGGUGAGCAGCGGUGGCAGUGGACUGCAGCAAGACCGAGCCUCGAUGACGGCGGCCGAAUGGAACAAUGGGGUGCUGAUGGGUGAAAACAGUCUAAUGCGCCGACCGGAAUACCCGAACCUUGCAAUCGAAGCCGAUCGGCUCAAGACGUACGAAGAUUGGCCGACGUCACUGAAGCAAAAGCCACAGCAGCUGAGCGAUGCGGGCUUUUUCUACACCGGCAAGAGCGAUCGGGUGAAAUGCUUUAGCUGUGGCGGUGGUCUAAAGGAUUGGGAACAGGACGAUGAGCCGUGGGAACAGCAUGCAAUCUGGUACAGCAACUGUCACUACCUGCAGCUAAUGAAGGGCCGUGAGUUUAUUCAAAAGUGUAACGAAUUGAAGGAUUCGGCUGCCUCGGCAAACAAUGGUACCUCGUCGUCGAUGUCAUCGGCUUCGUCCCAACCGUCCACGUCCGGCAUCAGUUCGGCUUCGUCGUCGGUAAUGAGCACUUCGCCCGCUUCGUCUAGCGGAUUCAGCUCACCGACGCCGGCUGCAGAUGAGGAGCGCACACUGCGCUGCAGCGAUCACUAUUCGUCCGGCAGCGAUGAGGGUGGUGAGGAUGAUGCUGGCCACAACCGGAAGGUACCGUCUGACGGUAAGAUCUGCAAGAUCUGCUUCGUCAACGAGUACAACACAGCGUUUAUGCCGUGCGGGCAUGUGGUAGCGUGCGCCAAGUGCGCAUCGUCCGUUAACAAAUGUCCACUGUGCCAGCAACCGUUCAUCAACGUGCUACGGCUGUACCUGUCGUAACAGGCGUCUUAUAGCAGCGAAAG
Molecule: messenger RNA, 1597 nt
Organism: Anopheles maculipalpis
Lineage: Eukaryota; Metazoa; Arthropoda; Insecta; Diptera; Culicidae
Product: death-associated inhibitor of apoptosis 1-like
Exons: 1
Coding region: 24-1574 (516 amino acids)
Biological process (GO): positive regulation of protein ubiquitination; negative regulation of apoptotic process; regulation of cell cycle
Cellular component (GO): nucleus; cytoplasm
Molecular function (GO): ubiquitin protein ligase activity; cysteine-type endopeptidase inhibitor activity involved in apoptotic process
Source: RefSeq, a predicted model, not a curated record